AUGUGUGUCGACUACACAAACCUCAAUCGGGCAUGCCCUAAAGAUAGCUUCCCGCUCCCGCAAAUUGAUCAAUUGAUCGACUCCACCGCUGGGUACCGGUUACUCAGCUUCAUGGAUGCUUUUAACGGGUACAACAAGAUUCGAAUGAACCCGGUAGAUGAGGAGCACACUGGCUUCACUACAGACAAUGGCAAGGUGGUCGCCCUGUCAAGAUUCAUCUCCAGGUUGACAGACAAGUGUACCCCUUUCUUCAAACUGCUAAAAACCCAACACGUCGAGGUGAUAGCCUGGACAGCGGAGCACGAGGCUGCUUUCCUUGGCUUGAAGUCAUAUCUGUCACAUGUACCUCUACUCUACAAACCUGUUCCCGGAGAAAUGCUCUACGUAUACCUGGCAGCAUCGGCAACUGCUGUGAGCUCAGUCCUGAUUAGGAAGGAUUCCGAUUGCGAGUACCCAGUGUACUACGCUGGAAAAGGUUACACUGGUGCAGAGUCCAAGUACCCGGACAUUGAAAGAAUAGCACUGGCCCUCCUAGUAUCAGCCUGGAAGCUCAGACAUUACUUCCAAGCACAUUCUAUUACCGUUUUCACUAAUCACCCAUUGAGGCAGGUUUUACAGAAACCAGAGACAUCGGGCAGGUUAAUUAAGUGGGCCAUCGAGCUUGGGGAAUUCGACAUCAAGUACCUACCCCGGACAGCCAUCAAAGGCCAGGCAGCGGCCGAUUUUAUUUCAGAAUCAAUCCCUUCCCAUGACCCAAACAAGGAACCACCCGAACCGCUAGCCUCAGAUCCACCUCCGCCAAGCACUUGGCGAUUAUACGUGGACGGAUCAUCCAACAAGAAAACUAGCGGAGCCGGCAUCCUACUCAUUAGCCCGGACGAACAAGUCUACGAGUACGCCCUCAAAUUUUCCUUCAAAGCAUCCAAUAAUACAGCAGAAUACGAGGCACUCAUAGCCGGUCUGCAGAUCGCCCGGGAACUUGGGGUCCAACACCUCCAUAUCUUCAGUGAUUCCCAGUUGGUCGUAAACCAGGUCAGCGGUAACUUCGAACCAAAGGAGCCCCACAUGUCCUCCUACCAGGCCUUGGCCCGGGCUUUAGUUCAGAGGUUCACCUCCUACAUUUUUACCCAAAUACCGAGGGCAGAAAACGACAAGGCAGACGCUCUUGCUAAGCUCGCAUCAACUUCUCCAAACCCUACCUAUGGGACCACUAAAGUCGAAGUACUCGCGGGACCUAGCACUUCCAAAACGGUGUCAGAAAUAUUUUCGGUGGAUCACAAACCUUCCUGGAUGGACCCAAUUUUGAAGUACAUGGUUGAUGGCCGAACACCGGAUGAUAAGGUCAAGGCCAGAAGACUGCAGCUAAGGUCAGCUCGAUACACGAUCAUGAAUGGCAAACUCUACAGAAGAGGACAUUGCUUUCCCAACCUGAAGUGUGUGACACCGGAGGAAGGUCACAAAAUAAUGACGGACAAUCACGCUGGUGUAUGUGGUAACCAUGCCGGAGCUCGAUCUCUCGCACACAAGACCCUAAGGGCAGGAUAUUUCUGGCCAACCAUGUCGGCCCUGGCUCAAACUAUAUCCAGUUCUUGCCACAAAUGCCAAAUGUACGCAAAUAUCCCACAAGCACCGCCCAUCGCCCUUUCCAUCCUCCUUGCACCGUGGCCGUUCUGUCAGUGGGGUUUGGACUUGAUUGGUAAACUUCCCACGGUAGUGGGACAGUCCAAAUACGCCAUCGUUGCCUUGGACUACCAAACAAAGUGGGUAGAGGCAGAACCUCUCGUCGCCAUCACCACUGAAAAAGUCAAGAACUUCCUAUGGAAUAACAUCUACUGA
Messenger RNA from Rosa chinensis, 1836 nucleotides. RefSeq lists its product as uncharacterized. The transcript is spliced from 2 exons. Bases 1 to 1836 code for a protein of 611 amino acids. The record is from RefSeq and is a predicted model, not a curated record. Lineage: Eukaryota; Viridiplantae; Streptophyta; Magnoliopsida; Rosales; Rosaceae. Gene Ontology annotation, molecular function: RNA-DNA hybrid ribonuclease activity; nucleic acid binding.